Molecule: messenger RNA, 1203 nt
Organism: Prunus mume (Japanese apricot)
Lineage: Eukaryota; Viridiplantae; Streptophyta; Magnoliopsida; Rosales; Rosaceae
Product: F-box protein CPR1-like
Molecular function (GO): protein binding
Source: RefSeq, a predicted model, not a curated record
AUGGACUCCACAUCUUCGUCGAAACUCACCUACAUUCCUGAAGAAAUUGUACGUGAAAUCCUCCUGAGGUUGCCGGCCAAAUCUUUAAUCAUGUGCACUGCGGUGUGUAAGUCAUGGAGUUGCCUGAUCAAAAGAUGUAACUUCAUUGACGCCCAUCUCAGCCGCAAAUUAUCAUUCCAAUCCAACCACCAAAUCGUCAAUGGUUGUCAAGUUCUUCUGCUGGAAAAUCACACCAAGUUUAACUUGUUGUCGUGUUAUGGGGAUAUCCUUUUCCAUAACCCUGAGUUACCUGGUGGUGCUGCUGACUACAUUACCGAGCUUAUGAAUCCGCCAAUUUUGAACGAAGACACUGGUUUCGACAUGGUCCAAACUUGUAACGGGGUUAUAUGCCUUACUUCUGCUAAGAACGAUGACAUGGCUGCGACUGACAUCUUUAUUUGGAACCCUUCAAUUAGAAGGUAUGUGGUGUUGCCUAGGCCUAAUUUUAUUGCAUAUCUAAACAAUUAUAACAUUGUUCGUCACUACUUUGGCUAUGAUUCUCACACCAACGACUAUAAGGUUUUGAGAUGUGUGAGUGAUCUUUCUACCCAAGUUGCGGUUGAGAUUUACUCCUUAGCCAGGGGCUCCUGGAAAACCCUCACCGCGUCAGCUCCUACAUAUUUUGGGUUUGGCACUGCUACAUGGCCUUUCUCUUACUGGGCUGUUGUCAAUGAUGCGCUGCAUUGGGUUCGACCUCGUGUACAAAGAGGGAAGGACCUUGUCAUUGUGUCCUUUGAUAUAAGCACUGAAUUGUUCGGCGAGAUAAUGAUGCCUCAAGGUUUGAGAAAAAUAGAACAUCGAUACGUGGACAGCAACAUCUGGAUUUCAAAACAUAAGGGGUCUGUUGCCUUGCUCGAGUGUAGCAAUAUGUUCACCCAAAGUUCUGACACUCAACUUCACUUGUGGGUCAUGGAAGAGUAUGGUGUAGUGGAAUCCUGGACCAAAUUGUAUACUUAUUCAAUGGCAGAGUAUUUUUUACUCUCUCCUGGUUUUAACAUCAAUCACGAACAUGUGUUUAUGCUUGAUAUCCGUAAAACUCUACCUCCACCUCCACUGAAGAACCUUGGCAAUGGGGAGAGCCAGAAAACUCUUCGAGGGGACAUAAUGGAUUUUUUUGUAGAGAGCCUUGUCUUACUUGGCCACCCCAAUGCCAUUUCCUACUAG